Molecule: messenger RNA, 1727 nt
Organism: Oryzias melastigma (Indian medaka)
Lineage: Eukaryota; Metazoa; Chordata; Actinopteri; Beloniformes; Adrianichthyidae
Gene: wdr53
Product: WD repeat domain 53
Exons: 3
Coding region: 278-1423 (381 amino acids)
Molecular function (GO): protein binding
Source: RefSeq, a predicted model, not a curated record
CCCAAACCUAAAAGACAGACGUGAAAGUGUGGAUAUUUUGGAGAUAAUUAUAUGCGAAGACCACAUUCUAUUAAAAAUUAUCUUCAUUUGUAAGCAAUUUGUUGGGCCAGAAUUUAUGCUGGUAUUCUAUUAAUUUUUUUUUUAAUUGCAUUUUUAAAAUCCCCUCUUUGCUGCUUCAACUCUGCGUGACAGCAAAACUUUUACACUGUGACGUCAUCAGCGAGCGACAGAGACCCACAUGUCAUCUCGCUGAGGUUAGGACUUCGCUCGUUAAGAAAUGGCCAGACAGUGGUCUGAAGGACACUCCACCUCCAUCUUAUGCGUCGGUGCUUCUUCCUGUCCAGAGGGUCUCGUUGCUUCAGGUUCUGAGGGUGGACAGAUUACAAUCUGGAGUCAAGAUGGCACCAUUGGGGGCCGUAUGACCCUCCCCGGGGAAGACGACAUUACCAGUGUGGUGUUUUCCCCCACAGCUUCAAACCAGCUGUUUGCAUCCCAUGGAGACACAGCGAGUGUGCUUGACCCAAGGAACCUCAAAAGCUCUGUGGAGGAUUUCCGUGGAGCAGGGGAAGAGGAGAUCAAUGCUUUGGCGCUGAAUGAGACGGGUUCAGCCCUGGCAGUAGCGGAUGAUUCAGGGGCGGUGCGAGUGCUGGAGAUCCCGGGGGGUAAAACGUCCAGGACACUUCGCAGACACACAAACAUCUGCUCCUCUGUGGCUUUCCGACCACACCGGCCCAACAACCUGGUGUCUGUUGGACUGGACAUGCAGGUAAUGUUGUGGAACCUGCAGAAGACACGCCCUCUCUGGACCCUCAACCUCCAGGAUGCGGCAGAAGACGACGAAAGCCUCCAUCAGCAGCGCCCUGGUCAACUCUUCAACCCUCCAUUGGUGCACUGUGUGACUGUGGCGAGCUGUGGUAACAUUUUAGGCUGUGCGUCAGAAGACGGGCGCGUACACAUGAUGCGAAUUGGCAGCGGUUCCAAACUGGAGCAGCAGGGAGCCAUCAAAGCUCACAGCCAGGGAGCUUCACAAGCCCAUUUUGUUGGUUUCUUAUCACACCCUUACUGGCUCGUCACCGGCGGAAACGACAGUCAUGUGGCCUUGUGGGACCUCAGUAAGCAUCCAGUGGUAUCUCCUGAGGGAAAACCACAAGGAGCAGCACCACAGCACAGGAAGAGGAGGAGCAAGGCGAAGAGAAAAGAGCAGACUCAGACUAAAGAACAGACUGCGCCGCAGGAAAAGGAGACAGACGAGGAAGAAGAGGCAGCUGCAGAGAAGGUCACGGACAAGCCUGGACCCAAACUGAGCAUCAAGCACAGCGACAAAGUGAACUGGCUGUGCCCCGCAGAGCUGAAAGGAGUACCCAGCGUGAUGGUCGCAGACCAGAGCUCCAGUUUGACAGUCUAUCCUCUGUCUCAGCUGUAGCUGCAUCUAAUUUAAUAAACUUUCUUGCAGCUUUGUUUACAGUAAAAACACAACCACAAGAUUCUUUUUCAGGAAAUCUGGAGCUGAAAAUAAAAAAGGAACAGGCUUAGACACAAGGCAGCAGAGAAGAAAUGUACUGUUUUUUGUCCAACAGUGGACUUUUCAGGUGCUUUAACAAUCACAUCCAAAAAGAAAAAUCUUUUUUUUUUAAACCAAAUCACAAUAGUUUUAAUGAAAACGACUCCUUACCAGACAACAAUGAAAGAACUAACCUAAACUGGUUUGUGGAAAUAAAAUCUUGAGU